CGCGCGAGUCUACGCCGACUCGAGGGCCCAAACGUAUCGCGCGAGCAUCGGAGGGAGGAAGCACAACUGCGCUUUUUAACUAGCAUACACGUCCUUAAUCGCCGAUAUUAUUGUUCUAUACGAGUGAUUUCACUGUUGUGGGGGAUGAGAAGACAAGUGACUUUAUAAUACAUAUAUAGUUAUUGGCAUUCAGUGCGCGCUGCGGACAUUGAGAUUCUCCCCCGCAAUUCUUAAGGCUGAAUAAGAGAGAGAGAGAGAGAGAUUCGCAUCGGAGGAUAUGGACGAAGCCGAUCAGUGAAUCCCAAUAAGUUGAGAGAUCGACACUACCACCGCAUGACUGAGCGCGUGAAAUCGGCUACUGCUGCAGCAACGUGAGAAAGAGAGAGAGAGAGAGAGAGAGAGAGUAAACUCGAGCAAGAAUGUCGGACGACGGGGGCGGUGGUACGGACAACCCGGCCUUCAGCAACGACGAGGACACGACCUCCUGCAACAACUCCACGUCGACGGCCAGUGCCGGUCACAGCAAUCACCAGUCCGACUCCGAGACCGGUAAGAACGAGACGAGCCUCCUGGAGAACGGCAAGAACGAGACGAGGAUCGAACUGCCGGAGGAUAAUGGCCAGACGCCUGGGAAGCCCAAGCAGAACGGCGUUAACGGCAACGGGAAUAAUAACGACGUCAGCUUUCUCAAUACGAGCGUCACCAGUGUGAGCAACAAUGACGUCACCGAUAAGAAGGAGCAGAUCGAGGCCGUUAAUCUCGAGCUGGUAUCGAUGAAGCCCUACGCCGGUAAGAACAACCUGCAGACCAAGAAUCACGAGGCCCUCGAAGUACCGGCCGACCCUUACGAGGAGUACUUCGUACCGGUCAACGAGCGCAGAAAAUGCAUCAGCAGAAGCCCUGACACAGAAGUCGAAACCACCGUGGCUGGAGUCCGAUUUGACUUGGGUCCGGGUGUUGGCCGUGAGGGACUCAGCCUGAGAGACCCGGCCGCCGGACUAGUCGACUAUUCCCACUGGCUGACUGCCCUCAGAGGAGAGAAACUCUACGUCACAAAGGACAAGCGGUCCACGGGUUCGUACUGGAGAAGGGUACUGUGCUGGGGAUGUGGUUUACUGAUAGUAGCAGUCAUUGCUAUUAUUGCCAUAUUAGCUGGAACUGGUGUUAUAUUAACACAAGAAGCUACGCAGCCACUGCUGAACGGAGACAAAACCAGUUCUCGACAACUCAAUGACGUGCAAACUGCAGGAAGUCAGGAGUACAUUAAAAAUCCUCCGCCGAGUCCGCCACCUGCAACGUCUACUUUCCCGCCAUGGCAAACAACGGAUGAAACACUAUAUAAACUUGUUCCUAAAGCAUUGGAUGGUGUUAUUAAAUUAGAUGACUUAGAAUGGAAUGAGGCGAUGAAUGAUCCGAAGUCGAGAGUAUACAGAGAUGUCGCCAGGGACAUAGAAAGUAGUUUAGUUAACAUGUUACGCUUAGACGAAGGCAUGCCGCUAGUUAAAGUUUAUUCCAUUUCCAAAGAUGGUGAAGUUAAAUUCCGCGUGAGCCAACCUGUUUUCGAUAAACCGCUAGACACUCAAGAGUAUCUUGAACACAAAUUCCGACUGAAUGGCAAUUCGGUUAGCAAAUAUCACGUGAACAGAUUAGCUUUCGAUUCGCUCGUCGAUCAAUGUCAGUCUGGAAGCAUGGGGUGUAGUGAUAGCUGUGUUUACGAUUACGUUGAAGCGAUUUUCGUGUGUUCGUGUCCGGAAGGAAAGAUCUUGGAUAAAAGUGGUAAACAGUGCGUUGAAGGUAUGGAAUUGAGCAACAUCAAUUUCGAAGAAACUAUGACGGAAGACGUACAAGGAAGAAGUAGAAUACACGAUGAUGUGUAUCAUACGGAUGAUCACCAUUGGCAAGAUCCAUAUCAUGGUCUUCACCAUGAACACGAUGAAUCCAAGAGCAAAACUGAGGGCGAGGUCGAUCCGUCGGCAGAACCUAAGAGCGAACCAGAGCCAGUAGCGGAACCUGAAAGCAAACCCGAACCAUCCUCUGAACCCAAGAGCGAGCCAGAGCCAGCAGCGGAGCCUAAAAGCGAACCCGAACCAUCAUCGGAACCAGAACCAUCGGUGGAACCUAAGAGCGAACCAGAGCCAGCAGCAGAACCUAAAAGUGAACCUGAACAUGCUGCUGAACCCAAAAGCGAACCCGAACCAUCUGCAGAUGUAACGAGCGCUUCAGAGCCAACCGCUGAGCCUAAAAGUGAACCGGAACCAUCUGCCGAACCAGCAAGUGAUUCGGAGCCUGUAUCCGAGCCCAAAAGUGAACCGGAACCAUCUGCCGAACCAGCAAGUGAUUCGGAGCCUGUAUCCGAGCCCAAAAGUGAACCGGAACCAUCUGCCGAACCAGCAAGUGAUUCGGAGCCUGUAUCCGAGCCCAAGAGUGAACCGGAACCAUCUGCCGAACCAGCAAGUGAUUCGGAGCCUGUAUCCGAGCCCAAGAGUGAACCGGAACCAUCUGCGGAACCAAAGAGCGAGCCCGAACCAGCUUUGGAACCUGUGGCCGAACCGAAAAGUGAGCCGGAACCAGCUUCGGAACCAACUAGCGAUUCCGAGCCUGCUGCCGAGCCAAAAAGUGAGCCCGAACCAGCAAGCGAACCAUCGGCAGAGCCUAAGAGCGAGCCCGCUGCUGAGCCAGCUGCAGAACCAACAAUCCUACCGGAGUCUACGGCAGAGCCAAAAAGUGAGCCAGAAUCAGCGGCAAAACCGGAGCCUGCGUCUGAGCCAGAACCUUCUACAGAGCCGACAAGCGAUCUAAAACCACAUGCUGAGCCAAAGAGUCUGGCGGAACCAUCAAGCGAAUCAGAGCCUACUGCUGAGCCAAAAAGUGAGCCUGAACCAAGUGCAGAGCCUAAAAGCGAACCAGAACCAGCUGCUAAGCCCGCAAGUCAGCCAGAACCAUCUGCAGAGCCUAAAAGCGAACCAGAACCAACUGCUGAUCCCGCAAGUGAGCCAGAGCCAACUGCAGAACCAACGAGCAAACCCGAGUCCGAGAUGGAGCCAAGUAGCGAGCCUGGCUUAACUGAAGAACACAAAAACAAAUUGAAGCCUAUGAGCGAUUUCGAAUCAAUAGUAGAAAGUAAAAGUGAAGCAGAGUCAGAAUCUGAGCCAAAGAGUGAGCAAGAACCAGCAGCAGAGCCCACAUCAGAGCCGAGUCCUUCUGCAGAUUCCAAAAGCGAGGUUGAACCAGCUGAUCAACCAAUGAGUGACUCCCAACCUUCUGCCGAGCCAAAAAGCGAAUUGAACCCAAUCAGUGACCCGGAAUCGAAUAUAGAACCAGUCGCUGAACCAAAACAAGAACCCGAAACUGUUGCCGAACCAACAAGCGAUUCGGAGCCAAUAUCUGAGCCAAAGAGUGAGCCAGAACCAUCUCUGGAAUCUACUCCCGAGCCGAAAAGUGAACCAGAACCAGUUAUUGAAACUGUAAGUGGGGAGAAAUCUUCUGCUGAGUCGAAGAGCGAAUCGGCUGUAAAGGAUUCCAGUGAACCAUUGUCUGAACCCAAGAGUGAACCGGAACCAGUCACUGAACCGGCAAGUGAGCCAGAACCUUCGGCAGAGCCUCAAAGCGAAAAAGAACGAAGCUCAGAAUCUGCAGCUGAACCGGAAACCUCGGCAGAGCCUAAGAGUGUGUCUGAGCCCUCUGCUGAACCAGAACCAGUUGCUGAACCUACUAUUCAACCAGAGUCAUCCACUGAAUUUGUAAACUUAUCAGUUUCAACAUCUGAACCAACGGCUGAACCGUCGGCCUCCUCUGCAGAGCCACCGAAGAUCUCGGAAGAACUUGCAGAUGAACCCAAUAGCGAAUCAGAAUCUUCAUCGGCAGCAAAACACGAUGAAACUACGGACAAUCAAGUUCCUGAUGAAAAUAAGACUGAAGUACCCUCCGAACCAAGUAGUGAACCGCAUAACGAAACUCUUGAUACGAAAAAAGUUACAGAUGCAGCAUCGAUAAGUAAUGUGGAAGUCUCCACAACAUCGACAAGCGAACCAGCGACUGUCAUAGGACUUGACGAAGACAAAGAAAUAUUACAAAUGAUUGAAACUACUGAGAUAAGUAGAAAUAAACAUACAUCGACGGAGACCCCCUUAAAUAUAGAUCAAGGAUUCGUUAAAAAGGCUCCUCGUCUUGACAAAGAUGAACAAGAUAAUCCUAACCCAAUUGAAUCAAAUGUAAAAGAUGUAGAAAGCUCUAGUGUUGAAGCUAACGUAACAGAAACUGCCGCUUCUGAUUCGCUCAACGAUGUACCGGAUGACAAAAAUAAAGAGGCAGAGAAUUCGCUGAGUAAAGAAAAUCCCGAAGAUCAAUACAACGAUAUAACAGACGAGCUCGUUCCCAAAGGAUAUGGUCAAAACGAUAUAGAAUCCUCGCAGGACGUGAAGAAAGACGAAAAGAAGAUUCAAAAGGUUUACAAAGAAAUGAAAAAUAUUGAAUCUGUAAAACCGUCGACAACUGAAAGCGCACUUGACAAACAUACCGAUGAUCCCAAUAUGACGUCUCAGGUACCUAUUUUACCGAUUGAAAUUCAAAAUGACAUGUCUACGACUGAAACUGUGGAAAAAUUAGAAGCGCAAGCAACGUCUCAAGAACCUGAUAAAGAAAUCAUGUUGACAACUACCUUAUCCAAAUUGUCACCCGUGGAGGCAAAGACCACCGAGCAAAUCCCAAUAUUGCCAGAAGAACUGCAAACCACGGAUGCUAACAAGCAAGAGCACGCAGAAACUACAGCUGAUUAUACAAUCGGCAAGCGUAUUGAUGAGCCAACCGAGGAUGCCGAUGAAAAAGAUGAGGAUAAGUUACACGCAUCUGGUACAUCAGAAUCUGUAACGACGAGUAUUAAUCUAGGCGAAGAAAUUCCUGACAAAACAACGAUGAAUUACAAUGUCCUAUUGGAGAAGAGCGAUACUAUGGAGGAUAUCAAACCAGUAUCGGAAUCCAUUGCGGACGAUACUACACCACAAUCGUUCGAAUACGUAUUCCAGGUCACAACUACUACUGAAAAAUCAAUGACACCACAAGAAUAUGAAGAACUGACUGAAGAACAACUACGCGUUGUUCCUUUGGAAGAAAGAGAAGAAUUCAAAAAGCCAUCUGACGAUCAACAGAUGAAAAUUAAAAAAGAAAAGGAAUUGAAUCUGGAAGCAUCAAGCGAGCUUGCGAACAAUGCACCCACAAAAAGUAGUAGGACUGUAGAGGACGACAAUAUUCCAAAACUCACUUCUGGAGUAUCAGAGUCUGAAACGAACACAAAAUCCGACGAAGUGGCACACACAUUCGAUGCUGAUAUAAAAAUAAUUAAUAAACCAAACAACACCGAAUCAAGUACCAGCUCGAGUUCGUACCCGAACAUCAUUCCCGUCUCGGAAGAUCUCGAAGAUGAUUACCAUUUCACCGAACCAACCAUCCUGUUAACUUUCAACAAUCGACUCGCUACUACGGACAUGCUAGAGUCCACUAUAAAUACAGAGAAUACGCAAAACGUUUCCGAAGUUACUACUGCCUCCUCACCAGCGGUUGAGGUUUCUUCCACGGAAAGUGCAGCUAACGCGACUAAGACUGACGAAACCACGAAAGAGCCCGAGAAAAAAGACGAAGUUCAGCCGGAAAUAUUGGGCAUCCCAGUAGCGAUUCUAACUUCGCAAGACGAAACGCCUCCAGUUUUCUUCUCCAAGUGUAAAAGUGGUCAAUUCCAAUGCGUCAACGGAACCUCCAGAGACGGAGCUUACUGCGUCAAUCUGUCCGCCAAAUGCGAUUCGGAAAACGACUGUUCCGAUGGAUCAGACGAGGUCGAUUGCGAACAAAAGGGCUGUCCAGGAAACUUCCAGUGCGCCAGUGGUCAGUGUCUCAAACGACACCUUGUCUGCAACGGCAUAGUCGAUUGCGAUGAUGGUAGCGACGAGAAAGAAUGCUCCCAGUGGAAGUGCAUCUUCGACGAGUUGCAGUGCCCUAAUGGAAGGUGUAUUCCAAUUCUGUGGCGGUGCGACGGUCGUCCCGACUGUGAGAAUCACGUCGACGAAUAUUCGUGCUCUGAAAGCUGUGACAACGACGAGUACCUCUGUCCGAUUGAAAAGUGGUGCAUACCUCAAACGUGGCGCUGCAACGGCGUAUCCGAAUGCGUGAACGGAGAAGAUGAGAAGUUGUGCGAAUGCGCCAUCGAUCAAUUCAAAUGCGAUACUGGAGGAUGUAUUCCCGCCGAUCAAUUGUGCGACGGAGUCGAACACUGCCCGGAUAGAUCGGACGAGUGGAACUGUCUGAGUGGAUUCAGUAAAAAUACAACCAGCAGUACUGAGGUUGACAAAGAAAACAAAGAGAAUGAAUUCGCCACGCGAAGUGGUUUAGUGAAGAUAAGACAAUCAAGCGGCGACGACAGAUUCGUUUGCUCCGACGGCUGGACGGACGAGUUCAGCGAUCAAUACUGCCGAACUCUAGGAUUCGCUUCAUCCGAAGUGACGCAAUUCGUCGAACAGGGAUCGAAUCAGAACCUGCUUCAACUAACUCCGAACGCGAGUCCCAAUUCCUCGUUGGUCAUCAAUUUGGAGAAGAUAAGCGCUUGCAAGUCGAAAAAAAUCGUCGAGGUAUCUUGUCAGGAAUUUUCCUGCGGAUCUCACGAAAGCGUCGGCCCUACGGCUCGACUAGUGGGAGGAACACCCGCUAGCGUAGGUCAAUGGUCCAGCGUUGCGCUUCUAAAGGAACCCAAGCACGGGGCUGCUUGCACAGCGAGUGUCCUCAGCCCUAUGCACGCUUUAGCGAGUUACUCGUGCGUUCAUAGGUUCAGACAGAGCAGCGGAUGGCAACUUUUCGUAGGUGGAAAUCUCCUCAAACCAUACACAGUCAAGAAUAUCGUACCUUACCCGCAAGUCAAGUACAAUCAAUUCCUCUACAACAACGAUAUCGCACUCGUUGAACUAGCAGAGCCGCUGACCUUCUCGAGGAACGUCAGCGCAGUUUGUCUUCCUAAUCAGUCGUUCCAGCCACGACAGCUGUGCGUCACGGCUGGAUGGGGAUUCCCCGUGAACGGAGAAGUCGAUUUACAGCAGUACUUGAAAUUUUUGCCUGUGCCCACUUACGACUCCGAGGAAUGCAACGCAACCAGCCAUUACGCCGGUUUUAUCACGAAAAACAACAUCUGCGCCGGAUUUACCGAUAACGAUAAAGGACCUUGCUAUAACGACGAAGGUGCACCUUUGAUGUGUGUCAGCGAAACAGGUAGAUGGGAAAUUCAAGGACUACUAAGUCACCACAGCAGAUGCUCAAGAGGUCAUCCUGCGAUAUUCUCAAGCUUGACGCCAGCUCUUUCCUGGUUGAGAAAUUCCGUGCCAGCGCUGCAAGCCAACACUUGAUUCGACGCGGAGAAUAUUUUUAAAAAGCAUAAUAUUAAAUAAUUUUAAUUUGUUUUUUGUACGAUACGAUGAAAAAGGCAAAGUUCACAAAAAAGAAAAAAAAAACAAGAAAAUAUCAGCCAUUAUUUUCUAUGGCUCGUAUUGUUAAGACGUUUUUAUUAUUUAUUUCGUUGUUGACGAAAUAAUCAUAAUUCACAAGUGCCAAAAGCGACAAAUUUUGUUAUCAACUCAAUCGAACAAAUCAAAAGCAGAUCUUGAUGGACUUUGGUCCAAGAUGGUGUAAGAACAGACAAUUAAAGGCACGCUAUCGACACGCGUACUUAUGCUUCGGCAAAAUGAUGUAAAUAAUGUAUAGAGCAAAGAUUAAUUGACUCGACGGUUUUAUACAUAGCUUAUCUUGAUUUUUUAAUGGACGUACUUAAGAUUCCAAAAGUUUAUGUAUAAAUAAGUCUAUGUGAUUAAGAGCGAGUAAGGAUCGACUAAAAUGUAUCCUCUGCAUAGAUUUUGAACAGCAGAGAGAGGUAUAUUAUUAAGAUCAAUGUAUAUAAUACAUUAGUUAUAAAACCAUAGAUUGUUAUAGUUAUUAUUAUAUUGAAAAUAUUAAAUAUUGUAUAUGUUUAGUCAUUAAUUUGAGUGCAAGUAUUCUAGGAAAUAAGCUAAAAAGUAAUAAAACAUGUAAUUGCUUAUAAGUCAAAGCAUUUAAUUAAGAUAAAAUUGUUUAAAUAUAUUCUUAUUCUUAUAAAUUAUAAAAAA
Messenger RNA from Nasonia vitripennis (jewel wasp), 8132 nucleotides. RefSeq names its product protein piccolo. Gene Ontology annotation, cellular component: plasma membrane. Bases 420 to 7379 code for a protein of 2319 amino acids. The record is from RefSeq and is a predicted model, not a curated record. Lineage: Eukaryota; Metazoa; Arthropoda; Insecta; Hymenoptera; Pteromalidae. Gene Ontology annotation, biological process: proteolysis. Gene Ontology annotation, molecular function: protein binding; serine-type endopeptidase activity. The transcript has 11 exons.